CUUCCGGUCCGCCAUAGGCAGAUCCUUCAACAGGCGUGAUGAUAUUUGUCUAGGUGAGUUCUCGAUUUGAACGGGCAAAAGUGAUUUUCAAGUACCUAAAGUUUACGUUAUGACUUAACGUAACUACUUAGGACAUCAUCAUGCAGAUCUUCAUCAAAAGUCAGGAGACCAUCUCCCUUGAUGUCCAACCGUUUGACUCGGUUGAGACCCUCAAAAGCCAGAUCGCAGAGCGAGAAGGCAUUCCCGUUGACCAGCAGAGGUUGAUCUUCGCUGGCAAACAGUUGGAAGAUGGACAAACCCUUCUAGACUAUGACAUUCAGAAGGAAUCGACUCUUCACCUUACCCUAAGACUUCUGGGAGGUGCCAAGAAGCGUAAGAAGAAGAACUACUCCACUCCCAAGAAGAUCAAGCACAAGAAGAAGAAGGUCAAGCUUGCUGUCCUUAAGUAUUACAAGGUUGACGAGAAUGGAAAGAUCCACCGCCUUCGUCGCGAGUGCCCCUCUGACCAGUGCGGCGCUGGUGUCUUCAUGGCUGCCAUGGAAGACAGACACUAUUGUGGCAAGUGUGGUUACACUCUUGUCUUCAACAAACCAGAGGAGAAAUAAACUUGUUAAAACUUAA
This is a messenger RNA of Frankliniella occidentalis (western flower thrips), 621 nucleotides long. It is a transcript of the gene RpS27A, whose product is annotated as ubiquitin-40S ribosomal protein S27a. Gene Ontology annotation, biological process: translation; modification-dependent protein catabolic process; protein ubiquitination. Gene Ontology annotation, cellular component: nucleus; cytoplasm; ribosome. The record is from RefSeq and is a predicted model, not a curated record. Bases 141 to 605 code for a protein of 154 amino acids. Gene Ontology annotation, molecular function: protein tag activity; ubiquitin protein ligase binding; structural constituent of ribosome. NCBI's taxonomy places the organism in Eukaryota, Metazoa, Arthropoda, Insecta, Thysanoptera, Thripidae. The transcript is spliced from 4 exons.